This is a messenger RNA of Micromonas commoda, 2589 nucleotides long. RefSeq lists its product with no specific name. Bases 1 to 2589 code for a protein of 862 amino acids. The record is from RefSeq and is a predicted model, not a curated record. The transcript is spliced from 2 exons. Gene Ontology annotation, molecular function: protein binding. Lineage: Eukaryota; Viridiplantae; Chlorophyta; Mamiellophyceae; Mamiellales; Mamiellaceae.
AUGGCGCCGAAGGUCGUGGAGACCGUCGAGUUCGACGCGGACAUCCAUCCCAGUCGGCUCGGACGUCUGGUCAAGGUGCGCCACCGCGAUGAGGAAGGCGCGCUCUCGGCAUGGAGCCACGGCGUUUGCACCUGGGCCGAGACCCAGUGGAUAGAGGAGGAGGUGCCCGGCGGGAUCAGGAAGGUUGAGAUUCCCACGGGCGGGUACCAGCUGCAGUGGGGGCUCUUCGAGACUGUCGAGAUGGCGCUCCAGCAGAAACGAAGCAGGCAAAGGUUCUCCGACGAGAAGGAGCCGUAUUACAUCGAGGAGCUCAUGCAACUGAACCCACCGCUCGCCGCGUACACGGACCUCGACGACGAGCACGGAACCCUCGACGUGAACAAGUGCGACGACGACGACGCUCCUUGGAUCGUGGCGAAGCGCGAGAAGGACGCCGAGGAACGCGAGGCGCGCGCGAUGAUGGCCAAGAAAUCCGCGGAAGCGUCGCUCCUAAAGGCGGAGGCCGCGAAGCGACGCGAGAAGGACCUCAAGGCCAAGGCGGACGCUAAGCGCAAGAAGGCCCAGAUGCUCACCGCCGUCGCGGAGAAGGCCAAGAGGCGAAAGGAAAACGAGUCGCGGAGAAAGUCGUUCCAAAACGCCGCAGCCGCCGAGUACCGCGGCCCGUCCGCGUCCUUCGGCGAGACCGGGGAGACCAACGACGAGGAGGACGCGGCGUACGCGCUCCUGGCGGCGCUCAAGGGCGGCGACCGCGGUCGAGACGCGGCGUUGUAUUCGAGGCGAUCGGAGCCGCCGCGAAAAAGUAAGCCGCGGUCGGAGCGGAGGCGGCCGGUCGAAACCGUCGGGGAGUCGCGCGGGCGCGCCGCCAAGCCGAGGUUGAACAGGAGGUGCAUGCAGUGCUCGACGUGCCUCAACCCGCGGCUGAAGAAGCGGUGCCUCGGCCGCGAAGAGGGAUUCAUCGAGGACGAGCCCGAACCGGCGAGGAACGAGGAGGAUGAAAACUCGCCGGAGAAGCUCCUGGAGGAGGUGGAGAGGGACCUCAACACGGUGGUGUUCCCCCAGGAAAACACGGCGGUGGUCCCCCAGGAAGUCGCCGCGAUCCAUGCCGCGAGGGCCGCGCACAUCGCGCGGCUGCAGGAGAGCCUCGCCAUCCGCGUCGCGGAGACGGCGUCGAUGUCGAUGCCCCCGCCGGUGAAACUGCGCCACAGCGUGAGGCCGCCGUUUGUCAACAACGAGGAGGAGCCGCCGCGCCACGACGCGAGGCCGGCGUUUGUCAACAACGAGGAGGAGCCGCCGCGCCACGACGUGAGGCCGCAGAUGUUCAACAACGAGGAGGAGCCGCCGCGCCACGACCCGACGCCGCAGAACGUCGACAACGACGAGGAUGAGGAGGAGGAGGAGCCGGCGCCCAAACGCAAGCGCGGGCGCCCCCCCGGCAGCAAGUCCAAGCCAAAACCCGACACCGCGCCGCAGCCGCACCACCACCAGCCGCCGCCGCCGCCGAUCAACGCUCCCGUGAACAACCAGCCCGUCAACGACCGGCCCGUCGUCACGACGCCGCCGUCCGGCUCGGACGUCGACGAGCUCGCGCACGAACCCGCGGUGCGACCCGUCCCGGGGCUGCACGGCGCGGACCGCUGGGACGUCAACCCCCUCACCGGCGUGGACAGCGCCACCGGCCGGGUCAUCUCCGACGUGUUCGCCGGGGGCAGGCCGUCGAGCUGGCUCGUCCGCCUGCUGGCGUCGUACAUGGCGACGGAUAAGCUGGGUCGGCAGCGAAUGUGCGUCAUCAUCGCCGCGCUCGAGGAGCGGCAGCACAACUUUGCCGAGCGAUUGAUCCACGAUUUGAACCUCGAGGCGCAGCCGGGCAAGAGCGGGGACCCGAUCGUCGCGGCGUGGACCUACCGCCUGCUCCAGUACGCGUACGUGAGGCAGGGCGAGAGGGAAGGCGACGCCCUGAAGGCUGGCGAGAUUGCGGAGAAGAUGGAGCGGGAGAUUCGCGCGGCGCAGGAACAACACUCGUGGAAUAACAUCACCGGCCACGGCGGCGAGUUACCCGUCGGCGGGUGGCGCGCGAGCGACGGACCGCGAUCAUCGACGGCGAUCGCCACCGCCGGGUCCGCGGGCGCCGUCGGUAUCGUCUUCGACCUGAUCAUGUCGGGCAUCCUGGGGAAGAGGCCCACCAAGGAGGACUGGGCGCGGAUCAGCCACAACGCUCACGCCAUCGCCAUGCAGCACCCCAACGACGCGCUCAUCCUCCAGCUCUACGGGGGACUGCUCUGGCGACGCGGCGAGAUGCGAGCCGCGUCGAUGGUGCUGAUGAAGGCGUACCAGCACGACGGUCAGCAGGCGCGAGCGGCGCCGUGGGCGUUCGAGACGCUGCUGCUGAUGGGGGACAAGGAGAGCGCCACCGCGAUGUACGAGCGAGUGCACCGGUUCAACCCGGCAAUGUCGCUUCGGCUGAAGCGAAUCGCGGAGAGCACGAUCAGCGCGGUGGAAGCCCGCGGGCCGUGGCCGGAGAGUUUACAGGACCAGAACCAGCAGUAUCACCCCGGCGCGAUCGAGAGAUUCGCGGACAGGGCUCGUGCCUGA